AUGGCGCUUGUCGCGGAGGAGCUCGCGCGCUGGGGGACGCACCGGGCGUCAUUGCAGCCGGCGCCCGAGAAGGCAAUAUCAACUGCGGCCGAGGCUGCUUCUUGGCUGUGGAGGGCCGCGUGCUUCCUCGGCGCCGCGUGCGGGGGCAUCAUCCAUGUAUCUUCGGUGCGGCCUGACCAUGCCCGGCGGGUGUCAGCUCAGAAGCUCUCAGCGCAGGCGGUGGACGAGAGUAGGCGUUGGCAAGCAGAGCGUGCCACGGCUGAUGCAAUGCGCAAGGCAGGCAAGUACAUGGAGUUGUACGCGGAGGACCAGGCCGCAGCGGAGCGCUUCCUGAGCACCAUCACUGCCUCGCGCGGGAUCGGCCUCCCUGACGCCAUGGAGGACAGCGUCACGAGUGGCAGCUUCCUCUUCGGCGACGACGUCCUUGCCGGCGCAGCGGAGUACAUAUCUCGCCGCGCGUGCGACCGCGAGGAGGGCAUGAGCGCAGAGCAGAGGCAGUUGUUGAGAGACCAGGCAUAUUCUAGCUACAGAACCUUGUCCACCAAUACUGUGGAGUUGCGGCUGGCGGAAGAGUUGGUGGCUCUCCUCCGCAAGGACUCCAUCUGGGCGGUGGCCAGACAGGUCCGGCUCAUCCGCGCUGACCUCGGGUUGCCGCUGGGCGAGUUGUUUACCGACCUCGCAGGGACCUUCGACACAGGUCACCCCCCAGCUCUGAUCUUAUCGUUCGCAGAUGGUGCGGGUCUUACUAGAGAAGACCUGAUGCUCGCCGCCGGCAUGGUCCAGGGCUCUGCUGUUCACGUUGUGCCCCGCGCCGCCCAGUCGCACCCUGUUCAUUUGGAGGUGGGAAUGCCGGAGGGCAGGCGGCUCGCGCCAGCCUUCUUCGUCUGCACGGCGCAGUGCUUCAGCAAGGUCUUGGAUCCGCUUCGAUAUGCUGGCGUCGGCCUCAACCCGUUUGAGGCAGCGGUGCUGGCCUACCACAUGCAUGCUCAGGCGGUGGCCAGCGACGUCAUCCCUGGCAUCCCUUGGUGCACCUCCGUGGCGGCUGCUUGCGAGCAGGGCCAGUGCGCGUGGGGGGACGCCAUGCGCCAGGCCCCGUCGCACGCUGACCAGUGCAGCUUGCUGGACGUCGCAGCUCCUAUCAGAAUCGGCCUCACACAGUUCAUCGACGACAAUUGCUGCAGGAGCAGCUCCAGGGGCGGCCUCGUGAUGAGCGCCCAGCUCGUGAGGAGCGCCGUCGCCAGCUUCCGCGGCUCGCUGCGCCUGGGGCCGGGGAAGACGGAGUGCAUGGCGCAAGGCAUCCCUGACGAGCGGCCCAUUGAUGACAUCCACUUCGUUCAGCAGUGCGUCGCGCUCGGGAUUCCCAUCGAAGCCGGCGCGAGGAUGAUUGGGCUCAUGAGGCGGAUCGAGGGCCGAGCCCAGACAGCAUGGGACAGCGCGCUCAUGGGCAUCGAGCUGUUGGGGCUCCCGCUGCAGGCGGCGCUCGCCUCCUUGCGCGGGCGCGUCCAGCCGCGCGCGUGCCACGGUACCGCUCUGCUGCUCGUGCGCGGCGAUUGGGAGGCCAGGCUGGACGCAGUGUUCGACAGAUGGGUUUCCAGGCUGCUGGAGCUUUCCUCCCCAGUCCCUCGCGUGGACCUCCUCCGCGAGGUCGGCAGACCCUGGCGGCUCAGCACGCGCACGCUGCGCGACGCGCUGGCGCUCCAGGCGAGGGUGGAGGCCCUGCCGAUGGAUUGCGACCCGCGGCGGGUUUCCAGUGUCGCCGCCGGGUGCGCCAGCUCCUGGACAGCUGCCGUUGGCCGUUGUGCUGCUGCCCUCCAGGUCCGCGGCUUCCGGCAGUGGGCAGCCGCCUCGUGCUCGCUGCAACCGCAGGACCUCACCAAACCGGCCUGGAAACGGUUGAUCAAGAGGUACCUCCAGGAGGAGGUCGAUCCGCGUCUCCACGCCCGCGAGAUCCAGUGGCAGGGACAGGAGCGCACCAAGUACGCUCCAAGGGGCGCCGCUGUCGCCAUCGACGCGUUGCGCCUCCAGGGGCGGUUCUCUGUCACCGACGGCCAGGCCGCGCUGAAGUGCAGGUGGUGCCACCAGGAAUGCGCCGACGGCAGCGCGCACUUCCUCGCAUGCAGUUGCGCUGACGCUGCGGCGGCGGACGCGGCCGCCGGCACGCCAUGGGAGGGCAUGCCGGCCGCGGAGGUCUUCCGCCGCUGCCGUGAGGACGCUGAUGCCUUGACGGCGGUCACUGUCGCGAGGCCGAGCAACGCCCCAGUGUCGGGGGCCGACGGCAUCGAGAUUUGCCGGCUGAGCACCCCGCUGAUUGCGUCGAAGCAAGGACAGAGUCGAGGCGCCCAGCCCCAGCAUGAACAACCAAGCUUUGUGGAACUUGCAGGCCGAGGUGCCUCAGGCGUCGCCGCAAGUAGACAGCACCAGCGUGGACGACAAGAAGAACAUCAAGAGGGGUAG
Molecule: messenger RNA, 2454 nt
Organism: Prorocentrum cordatum
Lineage: Eukaryota; Dinophyceae; Prorocentrales; Prorocentraceae
Source: the annotation of a GenBank genome assembly